This is a messenger RNA of Betta splendens (Siamese fighting fish), 2445 nucleotides long. Its product is annotated as neoverrucotoxin subunit alpha-like. The coding region runs from base 119 to 2221 and encodes 700 amino acids. The transcript has 4 exons. The record is from RefSeq and is a predicted model, not a curated record. Gene Ontology annotation, molecular function: protein binding. Lineage: Eukaryota; Metazoa; Chordata; Actinopteri; Anabantiformes; Osphronemidae.
GGCAUCUGGCAGCAUAUAAGUAGAUGAUUGAGCCCAGAUCAUCAGACUGGAAACUCCAGUGAGACGUCACAAAGACUAUUUCUCAACUCAUCUGAUCUACACAACUUCACCAGGUGAUAUGGACUCAGACCAAAAGGUGGUGGCUGCCCUGGGUCGACCUUUUACCCUGGGAAUGCUGUAUGAUGCUCACAAGGAUGAACUUCUCACAGGACUCACAUUGUGGGAUAAAAAAACUCUACAAGAGCACAGGUCUGAGCAUUCUCAGCACAGCAGUUCAUUUGAAGUUGCUACAUCUGAUUCUAUAGAGUCCAAGUCCAAUCUGCUCGAUAUUGAUGCUUCUCUAAAGGCUAGUUUCAUGAGUGGAUUGAUUGAAGUUGAAGGUUCUGCAAAGUAUUUGAACAAUCAGAAGAAAUUCAAGAAUCAGAGCAGAGUGACGCUUCAGUACAAAGUUACCACCACAUUCGAACAGCUGUCAAUGACUGAGGAAGAAGCCAAGAACAUGUUGAAUGCUGCUGAUUCUGAGAAAGAGUCUGCCACACAUGUGGUGACGGGCAUCCUGUAUGGGGCAAAUGCUUUCUUUGUGUUUGACAGUGAGAAGUUAGAUGCUAGCAGCGUUCAGGAGAUCGAGGGCAGCAUGAAAGCUCUCAUUAAGAAGAUUCCCAAUGCUGAAAUUAGUGGGAAAGUUGAAAUGAAGCUGACUAGCGAAGAAAAAGCUGUGACGAACAAAUUCUCCUGUAAGUUCAUUGGGGACUUUAUUCUUCCCAGCAAUCCUAAAACAUUUGAAGAAGCAGUGCAGACCUACGUAGAGCUUCCAAAACUACUGACAAACAACCAAGACACUGUUGCUCCACUAAAGGUCUGGCUGACACCACUGAAGAUCUUCAGUUCCACGGCUUCUGAGCUGAAGGGUAGGAUCUGUACUUCAUUACUGAGUAAAGCUGAGACGGCUCUAGAAGAUGUAGAGCAAGCAGAAAGAAGAUGCAAUGACUCUCUGGAUGAUGAAGUGGUGGAAAAUCUGCCUGAGAUUUUAAAGAAGUUGAGAAAGUUCGCAAAAAAUUGUCAAGAUUACAAGUCUCAGCUCCAGCAGAUGAUGAAGGAGGAAUUUCCUUUGAUUCGUGAAGGUCAAAAAGAAAAUGCUUCAGUAGAAAAUCUCUUUGAUGAAAGAGAUAAUUCACCUUUCAGUAGUGACAAUUUAAACAACUGGAUGAACAGCAGAGAAAGAGAAAUCAAUAUCAUCAGGUCCUGUGUGGAGAUGAUGAAGGCAGGAACCAAUGUGAGGAUGGUUCCACGUCAGUCAGAUCUGGAUAGAGAGAUUCUGGCUCCAGGUGUAGAACAAGCUCUGUGCUUCGUUUUCACCUCUGUGGAACGUGUUGACUCCUACCUGGAAGAGAUGACCAAGUACUUACAUGCACAUGACCCACAUGAUAAGAACGUCCUUCUGUCAGCACAGCAGCCAUGGUACAACUCAAAUGAGGUUUUGAGCAAAAUGAGAGGAAAAGCUGCAGCUUUGCAUGAUUUUGCAACCAGUUUGAAGAACAAGAGCACAUUCCGUUUCCUUGUAACAACCGCACCAAAUGAUAAAUACCAGGGUGCAACUAUCUACCAUUACAAGGACGGUGUUCUGGUCACUGAAGAUUUCUCACGGCCCAGCAUCCCUGAUGUUACGAAAGUCACUGAUCAGAAAGAUUUGUUCUGGUAUGCCUGUGAUCUCACCAUGGACCCCAACACUGUAAACGGCUACCUCAUUCUGUCUGAUAAAGACAAGAGGGCAACGUAUGGACCAUGGCAGUACUACCCUGAUCAUCCAGAGAGAUUUACUGAGCCACAGGUUCUGUGCAGAGAAGGACUGAGCGGACGUCACUAUUGGGUGGUAGAGUGGAACGAUAAUUGUGGUGCAGGUGUUGCAUAUAAAAGAAUGCAACGGAAAGAAAGGGAAGCCAAUCGUUUUGGACGUAAUGCUGUAUCCUGGUUUUUGGCUAAGGAAUGUGGGUCACUCAGUGUACACCAUAAUAGUAAUUUACAGAACACAGGUUUUCCCCCUUCUGGGUGCAACAGAGUGGGGGUGUACCUGGAUUGGCCUGCUGGUACCCUGACUUUCUACGAUGCCACCUCUAACACACUGAAACACAUCUACACCUUCACCACCAAGUUCACUGAACCUGUUUAUCCAGGUCUCUGGUUUUAUUACAAGACCAACUUUGUUUAUCUGUGUCCACUUUAAGCAGAACCAGAACCAUUCUGGGUUUAAGUUUUAAAUGCCUGCUCCAGGUUGUGUUCAUAGCCUGAGUGUAAAACUAAUCCGUGGUUUGUCAUGAAUAAUUUUCUCUUUAUAAAACAACAAAUGAUGUGAUGAGGGUUUAAGUGUUAUUAUUCUGUAUGAUUGUUAGUUUUGCUUUCUGCUCUGUUUGUUUGCCUUACUGUAUAUUAAACAUAUCCAACUCUGCA